AUGCAGGAAGCAGCGAGAUCAGAAAACCGCUCUCACGAUUUCGAUAAAAAUGAACAAAGCCAUCUCGAGAUGGUGGCUACUCGCACUCCGCCGAGCGAGCCCGAGAAACAGCAGCUGGCGCCUGUCAUGAGUAGAGGCCCAGAAGUGCAUGAGAAGAUGAACGCAAGGUUGUUCAUGACUCUUCUGUGUAUGUCAUUUCUCUGGAUUGGCUCUCAGAUCCCGCUCUACCUCUUCGGCUCUGUCCUUCCUUUGAUAUACCAAGAUAUUGGUGGAGUUGAUCGAUACGUUUGGUUUGUAAUCGGAUACCUCAUUCCCAAUGCAGCCCUCUGUCCAUUUGUAGGCGCCUUGUCAGAUCUUUUUGGGCGUCAGAAGGUGGCCAUCGUGGGUCAGGUUGCACUCAUCAUCGGGCCGAUCAUAACUGCGACAGCAAAUACCAUGAACAUUGCCAUCGCUGGCCAGGUCUUCUCGGGCAUCGGCGCCGGCUUGAACGAGCUCAUCGCCCUUGCCGGCACAGCAGAAGUUGUGCCUGUCAAGGACCGUGGCAAGUACGUCGGUCUUGUCGUGAUUACCAUCCUCCCCUUUUGCCCCUCAGUAUUGUGGGCUCAGUUGAUUGCUCAACAAAGCAACUGGCGCUACAAUGGUAUCUUAGUGGGAGUAUGGAACUUCAUCGGUUUGAUACUAUGUAUCUUCUGCUACAAGGAUCCGUCUCGCUUGACCGAGGAAUACACCGCCCGUCAUGUCCUCCGCCAGGUUGACUACAUUGGUGGUAUUCUAAGUACAGUCGGUAUCACUCUGUUCAUGAUGGGGUUACAAUGGGGCGCGUCACAGUAUGAAUGGGGAAGCCCGCACAAUGUGGUGCCUUUCGUCCUAGGUCUCGUGCUCAUCAUCGCCUUUUUCGUGUGGGAGGUGUAUGCUCCAUACCCCAUGGUUCCGAGAGCGCUCUUCCACAAGGCGAAGCAGACCAUGAUCGUCAUCCUUCUCAUCACUUUCCUCAGUGGUGGUAACUACUUCGUCAUGCUACUCUUCUGGCCGACCCAGGUGUACAAUGUCUACGGUGACGACCCAAUCGGCGUCGGUAUCCGCUCUCUUCCCAUCGGCUUCGGUAUCAUCGGCGGCGCAGUCGUCUGCCUUGUCCUCAUACCCAUCACCAAAGGCCGCGUCCGCGAGUUGAUGAUCUUCUUCACGGCUAUGAUGACGGCCGGUACAGGAGCCAUGUGCGUUGCGCGACCCGACAACCUCAAUGUGGUAUACGCUCUCGCCACACUAGCAUCCGUUGGAGUGGGUGGAGUCAUCAUACCGUCCUCAAUCAUUGCGCAGAUCGCCUGCCCAGACGAACUCAUCGCAACUAUCACCGCCAUUACACUUAGUAUCCGCUAUCUGGGUGGCGCAAUCGGUUUCGCAGUAUACUCCAACCUCUUCUUCCGCAAGGUCACCCUACACUUAACCGAAAUCGUCGCCACCAAGACACUGGCAUAUGGUGCCAUCAUCAACCCUCUAUCAGAGGAUGGGCUCGUCGUCAUCUCACAUGUUACCAACCUCAUGGGUAACGCGAGGUUCGACGAAGUUAGGGAAAUUCUUGCUACAAACCCGCAAGUCCUAAAGAGAGACUCAUUCCCAGUCAUCUUGGCAGCUUCGCAAGAGGCUUUCUCGUUGGCGUAUAGGUGGCCAUACUGGAUCUCGAUUGCUUUUGGUGGUGCUUGCUUCAUCUUGAGCUUCUUUGUUGGGAAUAUCCGGAACCUUCUGACAGCCAAGGUUGCCCAUCCUGUCUGA
Alternaria atra is the source of this 1770-nucleotide messenger RNA. RefSeq lists its product as uncharacterized. The coding region runs from base 1 to 1770 and encodes 589 amino acids. NCBI's taxonomy places the organism in Eukaryota, Fungi, Ascomycota, Dothideomycetes, Pleosporales, Pleosporaceae. The record is from RefSeq and is a predicted model, not a curated record. Gene Ontology annotation, molecular function: transmembrane transporter activity. The transcript is spliced from 6 exons. Gene Ontology annotation, biological process: transmembrane transport.